Messenger RNA from Rotaria sp. Silwood1, 393 nucleotides. Lineage: Eukaryota; Metazoa; Rotifera; Eurotatoria; Philodinida; Philodinidae. The record is from the annotation of a GenBank genome assembly.
AUGAAUGCUUUUGAUUUUAAUCGUGAUGGUCGUUUGGAUGCUUUAGAACAAGCUGAUCAAAGGGAAUUCAACUAUGCUGAUACCAAUCAUGAUGGUGCUUUGACUAGGGCCGAAUUUGGUCGUAUUAAAAAUCCUGCAAAAUUUGACAUGUAUGAUACAGAUCAUGAUGGAUUUGUCACCAGUACUGAAUAUGCACGAGGAGAAUAUCUUACUGAACAUAUAUGUAAACAUUUUCGAUCACAUUCAUUUUAUGGUGAUGAAAAUGAAGUUUUUCUUCUUCCUGCUCGUCAAUUUGAAGUCAUUGGAUGUCUUAAUCAAGGAAAUGGUCUCCAAAUUAUUCAAUUGAGCAAAACAAAACCGACAUCUCCGCUUAUCAUACUUAAUGCAUCGUAA